AUGUAUACUUUAUUUAAUUGUACCAAAUAAAAUAUGAUCACAUUUGUAUUCCAUUUAGAGAGAACUUUAACGGAAACCGCUGGAAGAUGACAUUUAAAUGAGCAGUAGUUGAAGUAUUUACGUUAACAAAGAUUAUGUCACAGAAUCACCGGAUGUGGUUCGCGUAAAAUGUCGUCAUGUGAAGACGGGUGUCCGGUAGGACGUGGACUUCCAAGGUCGGGAGGGCUGGAAGCAGGCAGCCACCCAGGAGCGCUUCCUCCUCAGAGGGCCGGCGCAGUGCAGGUCUGCGGGUGGGCCCAGCACAUCGGGGACACCGGGGACACCGGGGCACGAGCAGAGGUGAGGGUGGGCUUGAGCCCCCUCAGCUCGGGCUCGGUCCCUGAAGGUUGGGUCAGGACAGAUUUCGGUCAGUGGGAUAAUCUCAGAACCGGCCAUUGAUUUUUCACCGGCUUCGGCUUCUCACAUUUUAGAAGGGCUUCCUCCCAGUUAGGAAACUGCUCUGUAAUCAGUGUCAUCCUGUACUCUGUACUUACUGGCCUCGUGUUUUUCUGUCCACACCAGUGUUUUGUUGGAGCGGCGUAGUGAUUGUACUGAAGUAACUAUUGGGACGCAGAAGGGAAGCCAUCUUUACGGGCUGCGGACCGUUUGCCAGGGCUUACAUCUGGGUUUCCCCAGCCCGGCACUCCGGCGGGGCUUCCAGAGAAUUAAGAAGAAAGAGCUUCCACAAUCACAGCAAAUGAAGAUCCCCUGGUAAAGAGAUUGGGAAUUUUGGCCUGCCCUCCAAAGAAAAGACAUGCCAAUAUUUGGUCUCUGUCCAGCCCAUGACGAUUUCUACUUGGUGGUGUGUAACGACUGUAAUCAGGUUGUCAAACCGCAGGCAUUUCAAUCACAUUAUGAGAGAAGACAUGGCUCAUCCAAGCCUUCUUUGGCCGUCCCUCCCACUUCAGUAUUCCCCUUCUUCCCUUCUCUGUCCAAAAGCAAAGGAGGCAGUGUGAGCGGGAGCAGCCGCCCUUCCAGCGGAGGGCUUCUGAGCCCGGCCUCCUCCAGUUCCAGGUUGCUGAAGUCACCCAAAGAGAAACCGCAGCUUCGGGGAAACACCAGGCCAAUGCACCCUGUUCAGCCAAGUAGAGGCCCGCACAGCAGAAUCAUGACACCCUCUGUGAAAGUGGAGAAGAUCCAUCCAAAGAUGGACGGCACACUACUGAAAUCUGCAGUGGGGCCGAGCUGUCCUGCUACUGUGAGUUCCUCGGUCAAGCCUGGCCUUAACUGCCCCUCGAUACCAAAGCCAACCUUGCCUUCACCUGGACAGAUGCUGAAUGGCAAAGGGCUUCCUGCACCGCCCACUCUGGAGAAGAAAUCUGAAGACAGUUCCAAUAGGAAGUUUUUAAAUAAGAGAUUAUCAGAAAGAGAGUUUGAUCCUGACAUCCACUGCGGGGUCAUUGAUCUCGACACCAAGAAGCCCUGCACUCGGUCUUUGACGUGCAAGACACAUUCCUUAACCCAGCGGAGGGCUGUUCAGGGUAGAAGAAAACGAUUUGAUGUGUUAUUAGCCGAGCACAAAAACAAAACCAGGGAAAAGGAAUCGAUUCGCCAUCUGGACUCUCAGCAACCACUGCAGCCUCUCAGGGACCCGCACCCCGCCCCUCCCCGAGCGCCCCAGGAGCCACACCAGGGAGCUCGCGGGGCGACUCCCUCCGAAUCAAAGCCUUUCGUAGCUAGUAACCCCAAACCGAACACCCCCAGUCUUCCGAGGCCUCCAGGCUGCCCUGCUCAGCACGCUGGGAGCGCCCCCAUUGACCCUCCUCCAGUCCAUGAGUUUCCUCACCCUGCCCCGCCUGCCUCUGAGCCAGCUUCUCGGUUAUCCAGUGAGGAGGGCGAAGGCGAUGACAAAGAAGAGUGUGUUGAGAAACUGGACUGCCAUUAUUCAGGUCAUCAUCCUCAGCCAGCAUCUUUUUGCACGUUCGGGAGCCGGCAGAUCGGCAGAGGCUAUUACGUGUUUGACUCCAGGUGGAACCGACUUCGCUGCGCCAUCAGCCUCAUGGUGGAGAAGCAUCUGAACUCACAGCUGUGGAGGAAAAUUCCACCAGUGUCCAGUGCCGCAUCGCCCAUCUCCACGCGAGCUCCUCACCGGACAAACUCUGUGCCGAUGUCACAGUGCGGGGUUGGCUACCUCGCAGCAGUUACUGUCUCCACACCCCCCGCCCUGCUGUCACCCGCCUGCAUCUCCCCAAACAGCAAAGCGGUACCAGCGCACGGAACCACGCUGAAUGCACAGCCUGCCACCUCUGGGGCCGUGGACCCUGUGUGCGGAUUGCAGUCCAGACCUGCGUCCUCGUCCUCCUCCCCGCCGGCGCCCUCGGGUCUCUCCUCCGUCCCCUCCUCCCCCAUGUCCAGGAAGCCUCCCAAGUUGAAAUGCAGCAAGUCUGUGAGGCCCAAGGAGGCUUCUGGUGCCGGCACUAACUGUUACAACGCCAGUAGCAGCAGCAGCAGUGGCUCAGGAAAGAAACGCAAAAACAGUUCCCCACUGUUAGUUCACUCCUCCUCCUCCUCCUCCUCCUCCUCUUCUUCUCAUUCCAUGGAGUCUUUUAGGAAAAACUGUGUGGCUCACUCCGGGCCUCCCUACCUGUCCACAGUGACGUCGUCCCAUGGCCUGAGCCUCAACUGCGUGACAAACCGUGUGCAUUCGGGGAGCCUCCGGCACGAGCAGUCAGGGAGGGGCCCCCCCGGCGGGAGCCCCACGGAGUCCAUCAAGCGCAUGAGUGUGAUGGUGAACAGUGGCGACUCCACACUCUCGCUGGGCCCGUUCGUGCACCAGGCCAGCGAGCUGCCUGUGAAUUCCCACAGCAGUUUCCCCCAGUCCCACACUCCUCUGGACAAGCUCAUAGGCAAGAAGAGAAAGUGCUCCCCAGGCUCGAGCAGCAUCAGCAACAGCAGUAGCAAACCCACGAAGGUUGCCAAGUUGCCAGCCAUGAACAACGUCCACAUGAAACACACAGGCACCAUCCCAGGGGCACAAGGGCUGGCGAACAGUUCCCUCCUCCACCAGGGUAUCUUCUCACCUUGCUUACGAACAGGAAUUUCAGCAGCAGCACCCCAGAGCCCUGACUUAAAAUCCAAAGGCACGUCCCUGACAGCCGAGAACAGCACGAGGAGGAGCGGUGCAGACGCUUUUGAGGACAAGUUACACCUCCACUCCGCGCUCUGGACUCCACGAUGCCUUUGAGCCUCUUCCAGCCUCCGUGGCCUCAAGGGUGCUGCUGGGCAGCUGCUUCCCAGGACCUUCCGGAGUUCGCUCUGUAGCAGUGAGUACCCUAAAGGACGCUGGGUCCGGCAGCCCAACUGCUUCUACCGGUGUUACGGUGGUCUGGACUGUGAGAAGUUGGUGUCUCAUGUGUUGUUACUUGCAGUGUAUCACGGAGCUACUCUUGGGGUUGACUGGCAGCUGGGCAAAGGAACGUGUAGGCGGGAGCGUUGCCAUAGACUCUCCCUUCUCCCUCUCCCUGCCCACCACUUUCCACACUCUUCGGUGGGUUGCGCUCCAGCGGGUGGGCACCUUGACUCUGGGAACCUGAGACCUCGCAGGGGGAGGGCUGUGCUUAGCCCCUGGAAGGGAGGCGACGCCGUGGGGUGUCCGCAGUGCAGUGGACACCGGUGCCAGCCGUCAGGACGGAGCCGCCCCGCCCUCGCAAGUAAUUUGGAGUAAGAAGCUGCCGACUUUGAAACCUCCAAACUGCUUUGAAGCACUGAUGCCCAGACAGCAAGUGUAAACCACGGUGGAGGCUAACUUUUCAUGGUACAAAAGCAAUUCUGUGUGACUUAAGAAAAGGAAGAAAAUGCAAACUAGUGUGAUUGACGGAAAGCCAGCCUGGGGGAGGGGGAGGGGCGGGAACAUAAAAUCACAGUUGGGGCGCAGGGGCUUCUUCCAAGACUUCCAAAGAGAUGGAAUUUUUUAUCCUUUAGGUUGUCAUGUUAAACAGUGUGUCAGAUUGGGUCGACUGUCCUACCCAGUCUUUUUUAAUUGCCUUCUUAAAGUGAAAUUAUUAGGGUGUACGUAAAUCUUUCCCAGGUGUUACCCUUGCCUCUGGAUGCUGUCCUGGGACCGUUGUGUCUCCUCCAGGGCCCCUGGUUGUGUGUCCCGCCCCUCAGCCUGGUGAAGGGAGUCUGGGUGCAGAUCCAAGGGCACCUGGACUGCCACACAGCACCUGCACAGGGUGUCCUGGGUGCGCAGUGCUUGCUGCCGACCCCACACCCUUUCUUGGAAUCCGUGCCAUGUCUUCCUGGUGUAGUGUUUGGGAGCCUCCGGGAUACUUCCGGAGCGUGCUCUCUGUGUUAGAACAGCGUAGCUUGAGGAGGGCCACUGCAUGCUAGGGUUGGCGGCCCCCACCUCCCCCGCUCCUGGGCCGAGACCCAGGCCCUCUCCCGAGAAGGCACAGAGUGGCUGGACACAGGGUAAGAGUUCAAGGCUCGGGUCAUUGCCCUGGACAGAGCCGGUCAGUGCAGCCUUUGUUUCCCUAUAGUUCUUGGGUUACAAACUUAAGUUUCAGGGAAUUUCAAGUCAACAACAGGUAGAAUGAAUAAAUACUUGGUUACCAGCCUAAUAAUGUGAAUUGCUACAGAAUUAUUCUUAUUAUGUAAGAAAACAAUGACUUUAUGCAGAUACUUUAGCUAUAAAUUGAUGUAAAAUACUGAUUUUUUUUUUUUAAAGGAAGAGGCGAACAGUGUCUUGUUCACUUAUUAUGCAAUCAAUCAGUAAAUGUUUUUUAAAAGAUACUAUAUGAGAGCUACUAAGGAGAGAUCAUGCAUGGAUGGCCAGUUUGGUGUGGUUUGGAAAAAUCAGCCUGGUUCCAUCCCAGCGGGGGUGGGGUGAGAGGGAAUCAGAACGUACUUAGUUGAUUCCUUGGUAACAAGUGCAAUGGGGUACGGGAAGAAUUUACUUUCAGAGCCAAGGGGACUUGGUGGUUAUAAAUUAAGUUGUUUUUCUUGAUGGAAUUUAUAGACAAGACAGAUCAUGUUGUUCUGAAAGAUGUGACUAGGACCCAUGAUAGCAAGCUGAUUCAGGAUAAUGUAGAUACUUAGACUAGCGAGUGUUGAUCAUUUGAUUUCUUAGGCUGAAGUUUUAAUUGAAUUUCAUUAUGUCUCCCGGUAACACACAGAGCAUCGGGAUUAGGAAAUUAGCCAUUUUGGAUUCUGCCUGCCGCAAACAGACCUAUCUAUUCUAACAGUGCUGUUGAAUUUUAGACUGUUCAAAUAUUUUAUUUUCUUCAGUAACUACUUUUUAUUAUGAUGAACAAUUAAGACCACUUAGAAAACACGGGAGUACAAGUAUUUUUUUGAAUUAAAUUAACUUACAAAAACCAAAUUUGCAGUGGUUGGGUUGUUUCUAGACAGACUUUGGUAUCAAUUUAAAACCAAGAUAAUUUUUAUAUUCUUUCCAAUAGAAUUUCAUGACAACUUCUGCAGUUUUCAUAACCUACAAAAAAAAGUGCUGCAAUGAUGAACAAAGGAUUAUACAGAACCUACUUUUGUAUCUUUAUUUUGGGAUUUCUUGUUCUAUUAUAAAUAUGGAAGUAUCCCUAUUUCAGAAGACAUAUUUUGUUAAAGAUGAAUUGUACAUAUUUAAAUAUGUAUUUUUGCACAGGUCUUUUUUUCUGAUACCCUGUUUUGGUACAAUUGAGAUCAUCUAGUAUUUAUUUAUUAAUUAAUAAAAGUAAAUACCUUUUUAUAAUUUGAAGUGGUUCACUGCCAAGCCAAUAGUCCUAGAGCCCGCCUCCUUCACCGUUAGAGGGACGCCUCUGUCCUGUGAACGUCUGCGUCCCUUUCCUUGUCCGGAAGUGGGUUCGUGCGGGUGAAGUGGGCACUGCUUCUCCCUAGUUGCCCGAUUUCCCUAUAGACUACAUGGAACUAAGUGACACACUGCUUUUCUUUUGUUAGUGUUGUGUGUGUGUGUGUGUGUGUGUGUGCGCAUGCGUGCACACAUGUGUGUGCAUAUGUGCCCAUGUGUGUACACUGAGCACAUGUAUGUUAUUAGUAUGUGAUGUGGUUUAAAACUAAUGGAAAAAACUGAAAGUGCCUGAACCUAGUUUUAAGCUUAGACAGAUUCUCUUUAAAAAGACUUGAAUGUUCAGUUGAACUUUUGGAGUUUGCUUUUUCCACCUCAAUAUUGUUUCUAAAAUUUUACGGGGAGGAGUUGAAAAGCACCAGUGCUGGUGACUGUGAGGCGUUUCACAGUUCUGGCCUUUUGGUCUCAGUACUCAGCUGGUGACAGACUGCCCAGUGGCACCGAGGGCUGCAGGAGUGUCAGCCAGUGGCUCACAUGUCUGUCCUGUUAUUCACGCAUAGGAUACAGAGCUUAAAGAGAAUAUUAAAUAUUUUGUAUUCCAAAAAUAUAAUACAAAAAAGUACCUCUGAGAACACUGAAAAUAAUGUGUAAUUUAAAAAAUGUAUCUGAUAAAGGCAGCUGUCUUCCUGCAAGAGAGUUCUGUUGCCAAGGAAUUUCUUAAUGUCUCAUUCUGUCCUGGGGUGGGGGGUGGACUUUGAAAAAUGAUUGUUAAAAGAUUCAUUGUUUAGAAGAAAAUCGUUUUUACAUUUUGUGCAAAACAAUUUACAUUGUCAGAUCAUUUAAAUGAGCACUACAUACUGUCAGUGUGAAUGUAGGGCCGUGAAAGCAUUUUGCUGUUUUUGAGCUUGGUUCUAAAAGCAAUCUCCUGUGUUGAAAUGUGUGAAUAGUUUGAUAAUUUGUACACAUAAUCAAGAGCAUCUCAGCUGGACUUGUGUUGGCUGCUGUGUAGAACAUGAACAAAUGUCAAGGGAUAGAAAAUUACUUUGGAUAUUUAAAAGAGAAGAAAUAUAUAGUCUAUUUGUUUUGUAACAAGUUUCUGUAAAUAAAAUAAUUUAUACUAUUUAUAAGAAAAAGUUGUGCUUUGCUUUAUGAGAAAUUAGUUUGUGCAACAAAUAUGUUACUAAAU
Messenger RNA from Fukomys damarensis (Damara mole-rat), 6965 nucleotides. RefSeq names its product ataxin 7 (gene Atxn7). Bases 794 to 3223 code for a protein of 809 amino acids. NCBI's taxonomy places the organism in Eukaryota, Metazoa, Chordata, Mammalia, Rodentia, Bathyergidae. The transcript has 12 exons. The record is from RefSeq and is a predicted model, not a curated record.